This is a messenger RNA of Pogonomyrmex barbatus (red harvester ant), 2443 nucleotides long. RefSeq lists its product as uncharacterized. NCBI's taxonomy places the organism in Eukaryota, Metazoa, Arthropoda, Insecta, Hymenoptera, Formicidae. The record is from RefSeq and is a predicted model, not a curated record.
AAGAUGCUCCCAGCUAUUCACUCUCACCUUUCUCAUAAGCGCGCGCACAACGCAAAUCUUCCGGCCGAAUCGUGAAGGAAGAUCGACCUCAGCUACCCAGUGGCAAUAAUUUUCCACGGAAAGGAUUUCACUUAUAGACCAAGGAUGAGGCUCAUCGCGGCGAUUUUCGUCGUCGCUCUCUCGGGUGCAACCACGGUGUGCAGCCAGGAUGUCGGCGGUCAUGCGCUCUUCGUGAGAACCGCGGACGCGGAUCCCGCACGCUCGAGAGUCCAACGGGCUGCUGCCUCGGUAUCACCGGCAGACGUGAUGGCGCAAAAUAUCCUAGAGUGGAUUCAGGGCAUCUACCAGCAGGGCACACGUAAAACUCGUCAGCAAUCGGACGCAAAUGCGUACUUGCCACCCUUCAGCACCCAACGACCACCCGAAAAACCCCGACCCUUCCAGGUGGCCACGGGCUCUCAACAGAACGAGGUAACAGGCUAUCCUGCACAGCGGCCAUCAUCACUUUACACCCCACCGAACGUCGGUUAUCCAGCAUCUAGGCAAUCUUCCUCUACACCGUUUUCCACCCCAAGACCGAAUCUACAACCCUCGUCAACAUACGUACCGCAAGGUUUCAGAGGCUCCACGUCCUACAAUCCUCGACCAAGUCAGCCUUCAUAUUCUAACACAGGCUCGUCGGCUUUUCCACCACUGAAUCCCCCGGAAUCGUCGUCCACUUAUCUCCCACCGCAGCCACCAUCUGUCCUACCGACCAACCAGUCUCCAAGACCAUCUUCUACCGGUACAGGUACCGGGAUUCCCACACUUGCCAGAGGUCUUUCUUUGGGUGGAAGUACGGGUGUAAGUACAGAUAUCGAGGAAUCCGGAAAUGCUCCAGCCACUCCUCCAGUACUACUAGAAGGUGGAGUUGCUUAUGCAGCACCCGCUGCAGGUUAUCAGCCUGCAUCAGGAUAUCCUUCUGGUGGAUAUCCGACUGGUGGAGGAUAUCCUUCGACUGGUGAAGGAUAUUUUACUACUACUGCAACACCACGCCCUUCUUUCCCCCCACCAGAUCAAAGACCAAGCGUAGACGUUGGUACUAAUGUAAUUACUACAGGAACAGGUCCUGGACCUACUGGACCAACUGGGACUGUUGGAGUUACUGCUACUGGAACGACCAGUGUAACGGAGGAUGAUCUCAGUCAUCCCCCACAUAUUCACAAUCUUGACGUUCAAUGCAGUAAGACUAUGAUGACAAUUAACAUUGAAUUCAAUCGCGCUUUCGAUGGAGUUAUUUAUUCUAAGGGAUAUUUUAUGAAUCCAGAAUGCACAUAUGUAAAACAGAAUUCCGGUUUAACACAAUACUCUUUUACUGUGAGUCUGGACUCCUGCGGAACGCAAUUUAUCAAUGAUUUCGAGGGUGCUGCUGGUCAAGCGUAUUUGGAACACGUCCUCGUAUUACAAAAUGAACCGGGUAUACAAGAAGUCUGGGAUACAGUUCGAAGAGUGCGAUGUCUUUGGGAAGGAAACAUUAAUAAGGCCCUGACGGUGAAUCUCUCGGUAGAUAUGUUGAACCAGGAAAUUGUUACCUUCAGCGGCGAUACUGCGACAGCUAAGCUGGAUAUUCAAAUUGGCAAAGGACCUUUCGCACCUGCAGCCGAUGGACUUGUAAAGAUCGGAGAGAUAAUGACCUUAGUCGUUUCCGUGGAGGGUGAUCCCGGGUUCGAUCUUCAGGUACGCGACUGUCUGGCGCGAGAUGAAGCUUCGACCAAUAUGCUGCAGCUCACUGACGAAAGAGGCUGCAUUUUGAAACCAAAGCUGUUCGGUGCUUUCCAAAAAACAAACGAUACUGGCAAUACAGGCGCUUCUAUAAUCGCUUAUGCCUUCUUUCAAGCUUUUAAAUUUCCCGAUGUUAUGGAUCUAUUCAUCGAAUGUAAUGUCGAGUUAUGUAAAACAAAUUGCGAGCCUUGUCCAGAAGCAAAUCAACAAAUUGAACCAGGAAGACGUCGUCGUUCUGUAACAUAUGCACCAUCUUCAAACACCUCGACGAAUUCAAUUCUGUUAUCAGAUCCGGUUCGUGUAGGACGACGUUUUAAAGUGAUUAUGCUCGAUGAUUUAAGCACAGCAUCCAGUCAAAUCCUGGAUAGUAUGGAGGAAACAGCUGUCGAGGCGCUUACAAAAGCAAAAGAGGUUUGCAUGAGUAACAGUGGAUUUUACACGACUUUCUCUCUAAUGUUGAGCACGCUCUUCAUCGCGACGAUAAGCGCGGCUGUGCUAUAUAUUAAAUUACAACGAAUCCGCAGACCGAAAUCUGUGGAUUCGUAGAAAGAUAUUAUUUUUAUAAUAUCUUUAUUGCAAUAAUGCCAGGAAAGAAGUUGCGUAGCAGAUGACAAACGCGUGCCAGAAAUCAAAUAAUUGCAUAAUAAAUUAUAACUUAAAUAGUAAGUAAUUACUUUAUCGC